UCAAGCCCCAUUCUGGUCCUCCUCCACCUCAACCCCUGUCGUCUCCUCCAUCAGUGACUCCUCCAAGCUGAUACACUCUUUCUCUGGACUCAAAGACACAGCGACCAUCGGCCAGCUGCCAUGAAAACUACUCUGGCCCUGCUGCUUCUCAUCUCGCUGGCAUGCCACAGCCACGCCCUCAAAUGUCACACGUGCUUUGCGUCCAAUAAGGACAACUGCAACCUUCAGGGCUCCACCUCCUGCCCUCAGUAUGCUGAUGCCUGCACCACCGUCACAGAACCCGACACAGUGAUUAAGGCGUGCACCUACAAGGCUUUCUGCGACAAGGCUCACGUCUUCGGCCCCGGGGCCAAGAUGGAAUGCUGUUUCGACGACGACUGUAACGGGCCCCACUGGAGCCGCAGCCACGGUGAUAACCACCGCAACAGCGCGGGGGCUCCGGCCUCCGGCCCCGUCCUACUCAUCGCAGCCCUGCUGCUGCGUUUGGCCGCCAGUCAGCUGUGAUUCGUCCCCACACAGAUCUUCGAUGCACCUUUCUGCCAAUUGUGUUGGUGCAGUGAUGGCGGUCUGUCACAGGAAUGCAAACUUCUGCACCUUUGAUUGUGUUCUUAUUUUAGUAUCAUCCAACAUUAGAAUAGAAACCUCAUCAUCGAUGCUAUUAUCUUAUCCACUGUGUUCACUUGCAGAUGAUCCAAUGCGGUACAUGCUAGUGAACCUGAGAGUGUUUGUGGUGAACAAGUGUGCAUGAAGUUAACUACAUCUCUCCAGCGUGGUUUCAGUAGGGGCAAAGAGUGCUUGCGUGGGUAGCAGCUCGGGUAGCAGCUCGUUGACACUAUUGACCAAAAAGUAUUUUAACAGCACAAAGAAUUUUGUAAUUGAAUAUUUAGUAAUUUUUCUUCAUGCAAGCCUAUUUGAAUAAAGAUACAAUUGUG
This is a messenger RNA of Pungitius pungitius (ninespine stickleback), 932 nucleotides long. RefSeq lists its product as uncharacterized. The transcript is spliced from 3 exons. NCBI's taxonomy places the organism in Eukaryota, Metazoa, Chordata, Actinopteri, Perciformes, Gasterosteidae. The coding region runs from base 121 to 504 and encodes 127 amino acids. The record is from RefSeq and is a predicted model, not a curated record.